This is a messenger RNA of Neltuma alba, 1776 nucleotides long. RefSeq lists its product as uncharacterized. The record is from RefSeq and is a predicted model, not a curated record. Lineage: Eukaryota; Viridiplantae; Streptophyta; Magnoliopsida; Fabales; Fabaceae. Bases 1 to 1542 code for a protein of 513 amino acids. The transcript is spliced from 4 exons.
AUGGCUCGCCAUUUACAUGAGCUACUCAAGGAAGAUCAAGAGCCGUUCCUAUUAAACAAGUACAUUUCUGAUAGGCGGAGCCAGCUGACGAAAAGGCCUUCGCCCAGCACUACUCUGCAACUUAAGAAACCAAAACCAAUCCAUCAUCACAACUCAAGCUUCAGCCCUGAUUUCUGUAAAAAUGCUUGCUUUUUCUCCUUUCGCAACACCCCUGAUCUCUUAAGCUCGCCAUUCCUGGAAUUCGCAUCUCCGGUCAAGAGCCCAUGCAAGUCCCCUAAUGCCAUCUUCCUCCAUAUCCCUUCUCGAACGGCCGCACUCCUUCUCGAAGCUGCUCUCCGAGUUCAGAGACAUCCAUCAUCUUCUAAAUCUAAAACCCACAAUAAGACAAAUGGGUUUGGUUUAUUCAGGUCACUAGUCAAAAGACUAACGCCGCGAAGCCGAAAGAGGGAAAUACAAGAUGGGGGUGGUGACAGAAGCAAGAAAAAUGAAGAACAAAUGGUAUCUAAUGAUCAGGUGGGCUUUCCAUGUUCUUACAAUGGACGUCCUAGCAGUGCUGUAUGGUCUGAGACCAAUGAGGAUAAAUCUCUGGACAUGGAAACAUCCAGCAGCACUAGCUACUCCGAUGAAUCCCACGAUAUUGACCUUUUAUCCGAAUCCAACCAGAAACACGUUACAGAUUGUGUUUGCUGUGAUCACGACUUCUGCGAAAGCCCCUUUCGCUUUGUAUUACGGAGUAGCCCCUCUUCUGGCCACCAGACCCCGGAAUUAAUGUCGUCAAGUCGUCCCAGAGCAGAGUUAGGUGGAAAUUUUGCCAAAGAUCCUGUGCGUGAAGGGUCAGAUAAGUGUAUUGCAGGGCUUUGGGUUUUUCCGGACAAAGAAAAGGAUGGAACGGAGAGUGUUGAGAAAUCACAAUUAAGGGAGGAAGAGGAAGAGGAAGAGAAGGAGCAAUGCAGCCCAGUCUCUGUUUUAGACCAACCCUUCGAGAACGAUGACGAGGGGCAUGAGAACAUCAAUGAGGACGACGGUUUUGAUUUGGAGUGCAGCUAUGCCGCUUUACAGAGAGCAAAGCAGCAACUAUUGUACAAACUUCGUAGUUUUGAGAAACUUGCAGAACUGGAUCCAAUUGAACUUGAGAAAAGAAUGUUAGAAGAAGAGGAGGAGGAAGCCGAUGAGACACCAGAAGAAAAGGACUAUAACAGGUUAGUCUUAGAAGUCAUCUGCCAAUCUAGCACCCAUGAAAGACGAGGAAUCCCGGAAGACCACAAGAGACUGAUUUCAGAUCUCAUUGUGGAGGAAGAGAGAGAACUUAAUUCCUUGGAGGAGAGGGAAACAGUGAUAAGAAGGGUUUGUAAGAAGCUGGAAUUAUGGAGAGAAUUGGAACCUAAAACAAUUGAUAUGAUGAUCCAACAAGACUUUGGUAGAGAGGAUGAUGGAUGGAAGAAAAAUGAAGAGCACAAGGAGGAGGUGGCAGGGGAGCUGGAGCUGGCUAUUUUGGGGCUUCUGGUGGAAGAAUUUUCAGAGGAGCUGGUGAUGGUAUGUUGAAAUGGGUAAAUUGGGAAGCAUGCGGAGAACUUAAUAUGAGGCAUUACCUUUAUUCUUUUAGUUAGAAGAGUACAAUACAAUCUGACACACACGGUAAUGAAGUAGGCUAGUUAGAGAAAUGACCCAACAAAGCUAGUGUGGGUUGCAGAUUAGUAUGUACAUGACUCGUGUAUGUAGCUGGCAGGGAAAUGCUGCAAGUCUUGCAGCGUAAUUGAAUAUGAUUUCAAAAUCAUU